Messenger RNA from Bombyx mori (domestic silkworm), 5398 nucleotides. RefSeq names its product F-box only protein 32. The record is from RefSeq and is a predicted model, not a curated record. NCBI's taxonomy places the organism in Eukaryota, Metazoa, Arthropoda, Insecta, Lepidoptera, Bombycidae. The transcript has 9 exons. Gene Ontology annotation, cellular component: cytoplasm; nucleus; SCF ubiquitin ligase complex. Bases 191 to 1276 code for a protein of 361 amino acids. Gene Ontology annotation, biological process: protein ubiquitination. Gene Ontology annotation, molecular function: protein binding.
GCACUUGCGCAAUAUAUUCCAAAGAGCCUGCGCGCAAAACAAAACAACGCAGUUCAUUUCGUGUCAAACAUUCGAAACAAAUCGUCAAAUAGAACUGUCUUGCAUCGUGGUUGUACGCGUUCGCCGUUGCUGCGUAACGCAUUCAUAAAUACGCGAUAGAAUUUAAAAUAACUUGUUGUGUUUCAAAAAGAUGCCUUUUAUUUCAAAAGACUGGCGUUCACCGGGAGAGGAAUGGGUGAAAACACAAGAAGGAUGGGAAAAGAAGAAAGUGUUGGAGUGCACAGCGCAAAGAUACGGUGAUAUAACUAACUUAAAUAACCCGGAAGAAAACCAACAGAAAUGGUCCGGUGAUGGAGAAGAGGGAGACAAGAGUACAAAUGAAGCUGUAUCUAGGAUACCACCGCACUGUCAUAUCACGAUUAAAUGUACUCGAGAAAUCGCAGGUUUCAAUGGCCUAUCCGAAGCCGUCCGUCGUCUAGACUUCUCCUCGGCCGUCCGCGAUGUUCGCCGCUUCAAUUACAUAUGCGCUUUGUUGGAGCUAUUGCUUCACGGGCAACGACUGACCCACCUGCCCGGGGCUGCUCAGAAACUCUUGCUGUCCAUGCUGGAGCAGUUAGCCGACCAGGUGGCGCAGUCGCAACAAAACCUGAACGCUCUCCGCGCUCUGCUGAGCGGGGUGAGUGCGCUGCGCGAGGCCGAGCGGCGGUCAUGCUGGGGCCGGCCGCUCGGCUCGAGGGCGCUGUGGGGGCACCACGACCACGCCAUAGCCAGGAUCCAUCACAUCGCCAGUGCCAUACGUAUACAAGAGCCCGGACCCGAGGUUGUGCCGAAACUUCACGAUCUACCAGAGGAAUGCAUUCGGGACAUCCUGUUGAGGUUAGCGGAUCACAGGGAUUUAGAUGCAGCGUCGUCAGCAUGGAGCGUUAUGUCGUCAGUAUGCUCGGAGCAGAGGAUCUGGCGUGAACUGGUCAGCUUUCACUUCACGAACCAACAGAUCGAUGCGGCCGUCGCCAAGAUCAAGGAGGACGAUAAAGAAGUCGAGUGGAAGAAGAUCUUCCAUCACCUCAGGAAACUGUACGGGCUGCGCGAGGAGGCGCAGUUCGCGGAGACGCUGUCCCUGUGCCGCCACUGCCGCUGCCUUUUUUGGCGCUCGCUCGGACACCCCUGCAUUGCCGACCAGUGCCCUGAAUACCGCGAGCGCCUCAGAGAAGCUGGAGGACCGUUGCCCCCCUCUCCCGUACCCCCCGCAGCGUUCCUCAAAUUCUUCUCGCUCUAAGAACUUAGAGAUUAAGAGGUAAACGAAAUCACGAUUUAAUUCAUAAAAUACAAUUCAAGAGUAUAAAGUGAAAUAUUGUUAUUCUAUACGUACAUACAUUCAUAAUCACCCCUUAAUAAUUUAAAUUGUAAGAACUAUGGUUGAAAGGUUAGAAGGCUUAAUUUAUACAUAUCGACGCUUGAAAGGCAAACGUGACUAAGCGACAAUAACUGCUUUAUACAUAAAUGAUAGGCAAUAACCAUAUUCGAUGCGCAAAAAAUAUAUAUUUCUAAGUCUAUUAAAAUCAUUUCAAUCCUACAGCUAGAUUCGUUAAAGUAUUAUUUUUUUCAGGUAUUUCAACUUUAAAUUAGUCUACUGUAAAGUUCACGCAUUGUCGCUUAGUCACGUUUGCCUUUCAAGCGUCGAAUUAUGUACAUUAGUAAUCACCCCUUAAUAAUUUAAAUUGUAAGAAACAUGGUUGAAAGGUUAGAAGGCUUAAUUUAUACAUAUGUACAUUAGCGAAAUGCAUCCUUAUUUUCGUAUGCUGAAAACUCAUUAUCCUUUAGAUAGUUCUCGUAGAAGUAGUUUGUGUUCAAUCCGUAGUACUUAGUACGUGUUUGUGCAUUAAAAAGGAAAGGGAACAAAAAAAUGAUGAGAUAUGAACAUACAGUACCCGGCGAUAAAUAUUGCACAUCGACCUUCGGAAAAGACAAUCGGGUAAUAUCGGCUUCGCAGAUCUCUGUCGCGCACUACGUAUUUAACGUUUAUCAGUCGUUGUGCAAAUGAGGUAGUGCGUGAUCAGACUGUACUCCGUGCGACAGAGACAACACAUCACGAAGCCGAAAUUCGCCGAUUGUCUCUUUCCAAAGGUCGAUGUGCAACAUUUAUCGCCCGGUACUGUAAAUGUUUUAAAAAAAGAAUUUAUUAUGACUGAUUACGAAGAUCUCUAGUACUGGCCUAUUUAAUAUGAAAUUACAAGACGACAUUAUUCAUUAUAAUUUAGUGAUAAAUUUAAUGUGAACAGAAUUAUCAAAAUUAUUAAUAUUCAAAACGGUUAAUUGAAAUUUGCUUGUGCAAUGACGUCACGUUUACAGGGUGCGACAGAAACGCUUUUUCUCUCUCUCUACUCUAUUUGAGGGACUAUUCCAGCUACGUACGGUUUGGUGGGUGAUCUCACGGCGCUCAACCUAGGAGGGCUUACAAAUACUAGUCCUAGUAACGGUGACCAGUGCUUGGAGAGCCUAAAAACACGGGUAGUGGAUCAGGAGGAUCCGGUACAACGUGCUUGGCGUUGCGCCGUCGUCUGGGUCGUGUAUAUAUUUAGAGGCGGCCCCGAUAAGAUGAUUAUCGUGCCGCGCCACUUCCUCGACGAAAAAACGCCUACCUUCAUAGUUGAGCGAUUUAAUUCGAAAUUGACUGUAAUCAAUACUUCACUACAUAGUAUAAAACAAAGUUGCUUUCUCUGUCCCUAUGUAUGCUUAAAUCUUUAAAACUACGCAACGGAUAUUGAUGCGGUUUUUUUAAUAGAUAGAGUGAUUGAAGAGGAAGGUUUAUAUGUAUAAUAACAUCCAUUAAAUAGUGGAGAAAUCAAUAAUAAAUUACAGUUUCCGAAGCGAAGCGAGGGCGGGUCGCUAAUACUAAAUAAACAAAAAACUUUUUAAUUCAUAAAUUUACUGUCAUAAAAAAACACAUUUCACCUGACUAAUAUCUACAGAUAACUCAUUGAAACUGUAACUGUUUAUGGUUCUAUCUAUGUUAAUGUCAUUAUUUUCGAAGUUUUUUUUUUUUUCGAGUAACUUUUAAAUUUACCGUAAAAAUAGUUUUAGUUAUGUUUACAACUCGCGUAAACCGAAGAAAGUACUAUGCCAGAUAACUAUUUAUGAAAAGAGUCGAAUGAAUCCAGUACGUGCUGGCAAAAAAUACUUUUUAUUUUUAAACUAAUGAGGUUUUAUAGGUUAUUAUUGUUAUUAACUUUUUUGUUUGUUUUGUGCGUGUGUCUUUAUAUCAUAUUAUUAUAUGUCGCGUUUGCUUGCAAAGUAAUUUUAAUUUAAUGCCGCUACAUAAUAUCACUGAUAUUUGAGUGAGAAGAAUGUGAGGAGUGGCUUGGUGAUAUCGACACAACAGACUUACUACUGGUAGCCAAAACUGCAAUUGACAGACUAGUAAAUAGCCCUAUAAUCUGCCUUAAUAAGCGACGUUAUUUUUAUGCUGUGUGUGGGUGUAGGAGCAUGCCUGAUAUUAAGUGGUAACCGGAGUAAAUGCCGCGAUAUUGCACCUUGAGAUGUGAGGUCGAACAGUUAAAAUGUCGCCUUAAUGUCACAGUCAGCAAUAGAAAGAAGUGUUUUGAUUUUUAAUAAUGUUACGCGCUAAAUAAAAUUUCACCAAAGUAGCCCGAAGUCUUUGCCAUUCCUAAUCAAGAAGCCUCGACGAUCGCCGAUAAAUUAGUACAUGAAGUUAUAGUGUACAUGUGUAUUUACACAUAAUUUAUAUGUAAGGAUUUUACUUAUACUUCAAUCUUAUGAGCAUUCGUUAAGUUCUAUAAAAUGACAUAUGAAGAUAGUGCGAUAUUAAAAUGGCAACUUAUUAGUGAAAAACAAUAUUUUAUUGUUGAAUUCUUGAAGUAGUUUGUAAUGAUAAUUACAGUCUCUUCACCAAAGGUGUGUGUUCAUGAGAAAUUGUGUUCAACAAAAAAAAAAAGGUUUGUUAAGGAACAUAGUGAUUGAUUGAAGCUACUGUAGUUAUUUUAGACUGUUAGAAUAUAUAAAUGCUUAAAGCUUGUACUGCACCGGCCCUAUCAAAAUAUCUAAACCACUAACUAAUAAGAAUGCAAAUUCUAAAAGAUUCAGAACCUUUUAGAAUUCAAAUAUGCAAUAAAAUUUUCAAUAAUGUUGAACAUAUUUUAUAUUCAAGAAUUCUAAAACCUUUUUGAAUUUGAAUUCAUAAAAAAAUAAGAAAUAUUUUUGGAUUUCAUGUGUGACCGAACCUUAGUUUAGUAAUAAAUCCAACAAACUGUAAUUAUGUUUCAUUGUCCUAUCAGUAUUAUAAUAAAUGUUAUUUUUAUUUUAAAGUUGUGCUUAUGAAAAUGUUGUUAUUAAAUAAAAUUAGCCUGUGUACGGUGAGUAGUAGACACAGAAAAGCUAUAAAAAGAUGUCACAUGUGACAAUCUUAUGAAAUUGAUGAGCCAAAUAUUUUUUUAAUACCCGAGACAUCCGUAUAUUGGAACUACAUACAAAACUACAGAAUAUAUUUGCCCAACGAAAACUUAAAUUCUAAAGUAAUAAAAAAUAUACAUGUAUUUUUUUAAUCAUAUUCUUCAGUAUUUUUGUCGGUCUUUCUCGAAAGAGCUGACCUCUGUCCAUUAAGCCUAAAUCUUCAUAAGAGUGUGUUAACCGCUAUGGCUGGCAUAAUAUUGCCGUUUUUUGAAUUUUCAUCAGUAAUCAAUCAUUAAUCGGCGAAUUAGAAAAAAUGUUCACGGUAGCAUUGUAGCUAUUGAUAAUGUGAUAUUUUAAGUUACUUAUAAAAAAUAUAAGUUUUUCUAUAGUCUAUAGAUGCUAAGUUUAUUGUGGAUUUGUCAAAUGAACAAUUUGGAAUGUGAGAAAAUAAAUUGAGGCAUUGGUAUUUUACAUUUCUGGUGAUACACUAAUAUCACAUUUUUCCGUUUUACCUUUAAUAAAAACAAACGAUUACUUAUAUGUAAAUUUUGUUUUAAUUAUGAAUAAAAUUAAUUAAUUUGCACUGUUUUUAGUGUAUAAUAAGUAACUAAAAGUUUGCGGGUAGAUCAGCAUUUUUCUAAACAAUUUUUUCAUCAUUUAUAUUAACGCUUUUGUGGAUGGCUAAAUACACCCACAGAAGAUUGAAGUAUGUACCUAGUGUAGGUAGGUAUAUUUUCUGUACAUUCAAAAUUGAACAUUUGACACGGCAUAGUCUGUAUUGAACUAAAAUGUAGAUUAGUAUUAAGCAGCUUAGUACGUAACCAAGUCAUGUAUACUUAAUCUGUGAUGUAAAAUGUUUUUGUUUUUAUCUCUCACUGUAGCUCGAUACAAAGGAAUUUGCUUUCAUGUUUGUGUUCUCACUUGUGUAUUCACAUACAUUAUUACUAUUUAUAUAUAUAAUAAAGUAUUUUUAAUAUUGUUCUACAAUAAA